UGAAAGGAUGGAUGUCAAAGAAAACUAAUAGUGAAAUCAAAAGCAAGAAAUAAGAAAAGUAACAAGAAAAAAGAUUUUUCAGUUAGCGAGAGAGAUAAUAAACGACGAAUUGGCCAGAACAAAAUAAAGUCAGUAUGAUGGAAGGAGUAUCGAACAUGGUUGUCUGCCAAUAAAAGAUCUUGGCUUUAACUCAACCACGACAAAUUUUUGAAUGUGCUCAGACCAUGAUAAAACUGUCAAAAAGCACGUCAUCCACAUGCUGGAGAGAGGCGGUAACGAGGUGCCGUGUGUGUAACACGAGCAGUUGGACACAAAUUCGAAAAUCGAAUCAUCGAACAUUCGAAAAUGUGAUCGAUUUAAAACAAUGUUAUCCUUUACCAAAUUUUUGGUAACUCGGACGUGGCAAAUUAAUUCACAAAAUGGAGCCAAACAAAGAGGAGAAUGUAAAGACGUACGAAAAUGAAGAAGAAAGACAGAAACAAAUAUCUCAAGACCACCAUCUUAGAAGCUGUCCCGGUGAUGUUGAAAUACCGAACCGUAUUUUUGUGAAAGGAUUUGCAAAAGACUGCUCUGAAGAAGAAUUGAAAAGCUUUUUUGAAAUAUAUGGAUUAGUUCACGAUGCGAAAAUUGUGCGCGAUAAUACAGGUAUCAGUAAAGGCUAUGGAUUUGUGACAUUUGAUAGUCAAGAAAUUGCAGAAAAAGUGAAAGCUAUGGGUAAUGUGAUGUACAGAGACCGCGAUUUAGUGCUGGGACCUGCCAAACUUCGAAAAAAGAAGCCUGUUUUGGGUAUUAGAUUUCGUUCAGAUCAAUACGGAUGGCAGAUUCCCCAGCAUCACGUUCCUUGUUACAUUUCUCCAGAUGGUGUUUGGUAUUUUCAAACAAUGCCAGUGGUUCCUUCAUUUCCACCAACUCAUUACCAGUUUGAGCCUUAUGCACCGUCAUACAGUCCCAAUUGUUACCCCGACUCUGCACCCACAUCUCCAACAUGGCCUGUAGUGCCACAGAUGCAAGUGCAAAUGCAAGCACAACCAGUAACUAAUCCACCACCGCAACCGCCGCAGCAACCACUUCCACCGCCACCACAAAAUGCUCCACUUAUCACCCAUGAAUCGCACACAGUGUAUAACCAUGCAAACUCAACUGCAACUCCUGUAACAUUCACAACCUAUCCCAUUAGUACGUGUAUUUUCCAGCUUAUCAACCCUGUAGCCAAAAAGACACUUGUCCCUAAAAGUCAAAUUAAACUAAGUUUGUUUAACUGCACAUGUUUUAGAUUUGAGGAUUCUUCACUUUUGUUUUUGUUUUUCUGGUUAGUCCUGUCAAAAAUGCGUUACACAAGCUUCCUUCAAAACUACACAAGUCAUGGCUAAGAAAUGAACCCGUAACUAGAUUUUCUAUUUCACUUUUAGAUGUGAAUACGUUAACACCAGCAAACGAACAAUACUUCAAAUUGCAGAAAAGUUCUGCGGACAAAAUGGAACUACAAACAGCCAUGGCUUGUACAUCUCCGGUCCACUGCGUCCCAGUACAUUAUGACGGUAGUUUCAUUUCAACAGAAGAGUCUGUCAUCCCAGCCGAGGUAGGUCAGGGUAG
Molecule: messenger RNA, 1593 nt
Organism: Hydractinia symbiolongicarpus
Lineage: Eukaryota; Metazoa; Cnidaria; Hydrozoa; Anthoathecata; Hydractiniidae
Product: protein boule-like
Exons: 2
Coding region: 420-1370 (316 amino acids)
Molecular function (GO): RNA binding
Source: RefSeq, a predicted model, not a curated record